GCUUCCCUUUUCUAUUUCCUCGAUUCAAUAGAAAAGCUUCUGUAGUUUUUUGCUUCUCCGAUGGUGUUUCAAUGGUUACCUGAAGAUGAUUAUGUUCUCAUAAAGUCACUCGAGGAUGGAACUUCUCUAGAGACGUUGGCUAAAGGAGCAGUGAGAUUCUCUCGGAAGUUUACACUUUCGGAACUUAAAGAUCGAUGGCAUUGUCUUCUUUACAACCCUAAGGUUACAUCUCUUUCUUCAUCUGUCGGAUUUGAGCUUCAAUACGGAGCUCAAUUCAAUCCACAAGGUCACUAUUAUCACUCAAUACCAGUCAGAACUCAGUACUACACUGCCCAAAAGAAGAGGCGUUUGGAGUUGCAGGAGUCUCUUAAGGUCAAUAACAAUGUCAUUGAUGAACAUCAUUAUGUGGAUGAUGGGGGUAUGUUUGAAGAAUAUGAUGACUUUACUUUCAAGUUUGAGGACAUUGAAAAUUUUCAGAAAGCUUUCCCAGACAUUAUGUUAUCCUCUCAUGAUGAUCAACAAGAUGUUAAUUAUCAGACAACAAUGUUUGGUAAUGAUGAUGAUGUUCGAAUGGUGGAUCAGAUGUUAAACAUCAACAAUGAACAGAUUCAAGAUUGUGAUGUUACCGUAUUAGCAACAACAAUAGACCAUGUUAUGCUUCAAGAAGUGUUUCAAGAUCCUCUGUUUCAACAACCUAAUACAUCUUUCAAUGAGAUUAUAUCACAAUCACAUGAGCAAGUAAGCCCUGAUGAAGCAGAGAUUUGGAAUCCUCUACAGUCUUAUCAAGGCUUGCCAGACAUAGGAGAGGAAGCUUGUCGUAUGGUUGUGCCAUUGUGUGAAUUGGAUCCACAUCCAGAAAUAAUUAACGGUGUUAUCAUAUGUGUUCUAAACCGCGAGUCCGAUGAGAUUCCAGAUAACGAUGAUAUCAACCUGAAACUGAACAAUUGUAAAGCUCGAAACUCGAGUAAUCCUUCAUCAUCAUCAUCAUUGAGGAAGCAUAUAAAACCAUCUCUGCCUUCAACAUCAUCACAAGCAAAGGGUAAUAACAGUGUCGACAGUUAUGGUUUAGGAGAUUGUGCUGUCACAACACAAGCUAGUUGUUCUUCUGCAUCCAGUGGUAGCUCUUCCGAGAAAGAGAAAUCUACUGUUUCUGCUAUAACUUCAUCAUCUCUACAAAACUCUCCAGAUACUGAAAUCUGUGACCAGACAUUGAGUGCAAAGAUUGAUAUAAACGCUUCAGAGGAGAAAUAUAAUGAAGUUGAGAGUGAUGAAGAUUUGCCUUCUUUUUCAGAUGUUGAAGCUAUGAUUUUUGACAUGGACCUUGAACCGAUUGGUCAAGACCGGUACGAGUUGGAAGCUACGAGAUAUCGAAACGAGGACAUGGCGCGAAUGAUAAUGAGACUAGAGCAGAGUGCUGAAUCUUUCGUGAGCCGUGACAUUUCUGCUCAUGGAGCUUUUGCUCUUCUAUAUGGAAGCACUAAGCAUUACAUUAACAAACCAGAGGUGUUACUUGGAAGAGUGACAGGCGAAUAUCCAGUGGAUAUCGACUUAGGAAGUUCAGGGUCUAAAACAAAAUUCUCUCGACGACAGGCUCUGAUCAUGUUGAAGCAAAACGGAUGUUUUGAAAUCAAGAAUCUUGGAAAAUUUUCGAUAUGGAUAAAUGAUCACGAGAUUAAUCAUGGAGAAAUUGUCGCUCUCAAGAACAGUUGCUUAAUUCAGAUACGAGAGAUAUCGUUCAUAUUUGAGAUGAAUGAGAAAGCAGUCAAAAAAUAUCUAAACGGAUUUCUCAAAUGAGAGAGGAUACAUAUAUUACUUUAUAGGAUGUUGUUGAUACUCCAUUAUUGUGUAAUGCUUGUAUGAUAAUCCAAACUUUACCACGUGAGUUUGGUUGCUCUAAUCAA
This is a messenger RNA of Camelina sativa (false flax), 1901 nucleotides long. RefSeq lists its product as uncharacterized. Gene Ontology annotation, biological process: positive regulation of transcription by RNA polymerase II. Lineage: Eukaryota; Viridiplantae; Streptophyta; Magnoliopsida; Brassicales; Brassicaceae. Gene Ontology annotation, cellular component: MLL1 complex; Ino80 complex; NSL complex. Gene Ontology annotation, molecular function: G-quadruplex RNA binding; protein binding. The record is from RefSeq and is a predicted model, not a curated record.